AUGGACCCUCGGCAAUCAUUAUCAAGGACAACGUCGUCCGGUGUUGGAACACCGCAGAACACGUACAAUCCCAAUAGUAUGGCGUCAGCUUAUGCCAUGCCUCAGUAUCCGAACAACACGCAUCUUCCACCGAUCAACUACUCGCAACUUCCACCUGCAGGUCAAAACUACAUGCCUCAACAAUACCGCAACGAGUUGCCUCGCUACACCUCUGCCCCAGCAAACGCACCUGUCCCGUCACCAACUCCUGACAAUCGUUACAACUCGCAGAUGAACCCCCAGGGUUCCAUGGGCGGCUUGCCACCGACUUCCAUGUUGCCAUCUCCUCACCAACAACCUCAGCAGCAGCCACCCCAGCAGCAGCAACAACAACAACAAUCACACCAGGCUUAUCAUCAGCAACCACCACCUCGCCAGAGCUACCCGCAACCUCUGGCUCCUGCACCGCCUCGACCGAACAUCGAUUCGAUUGCUCAAGGCUACCCCCAUCCCGAUAACCGCCAGCAACCGUGGUCCGGCGCCGAGUCGAUGCCGGGCAUGACAACAGAUGUCGGUCGCGACCCAACAAGAACACACGUUGUGGGCUCGCAAGGAAGAAGAGGCAUUCUGCCCAGUGCACCCGGCCGACCACCGGUCAUGCCCAAUGGAGUUAAUGGUUCACCAAAAAGCAAUGCUGUCCCUCAGAAAGACGCAGAUGGAAAAUUCCCGUGUCCCAACUGUACCAAGACCUAUCUUCACGCAAAGCACCUGAAGCGGCACAUGCUGAGGCACACCGGUGAUCGACCAUACAUGUGUGUUCUGUGCAACGAUACGUUUUCCCGAAGUGACAUUCUGAAGCGCCACUUUCAGAAAUGCUCUGUCCGUCGUGGUAACCCGACUGGAGCAAGUCAUUUGUCCAACCCUGCCGCUCAUCUCAAGAAGUCUCAGCAAGCUGCUGCAAAGGCUGCUGCUGCCGCCGGUAAUUCACCAGCAAAUGCAUCUACUCCUACCAGCGGAGUGAUGAAUAAUCCUCCCUACACCACUGCUACAAUGCCUAGCACGUCCGCACCGACAACAACCGCUCCUGCUCCUGGAAUGGCCUAUGGCAUGUCCUCCAAUGGUCAGGGCGAUAUGCAGCGUCAGGGACAGAUGCAACCUGGUUCCGCACCAGGUGGUAUGGAUCCUAAUGGGAACACCUCGUGGUCGAUGCAUGACGCUCGAAACAGCCAAAUGAUGUAUCAGACUUCCACGCCUCCCACUCAUUACGGCAUGCAGCCCGGCGGAGGGGAUGACAAGCGCAACGUUAUGCCUGGUGCUCAUCACAUUGGAGAUGAGUGGAACCACAUGUUCCACCCCAGUGGUAACGAGGGCUACAUGAACCCCAUGUUUGGCGGAUAUGACCAGUCACAGGGUGAAGUGAAAAAAGAUUAUGAGUCUCAUGAAGGUGGAUCGAAUGGUUACUACAUUCCUUCUACGAGCCUUGGAGCUGACGGUACGCUUGGACCCCCUCUCUGGAACCUGCAUGCAUCUCGGCAAGACUUGUUGCAAGCCAAGGUGAACGCCUUAUUAACGUUUGUUUUCCCUGGUGGAAUACAGGAAUCGCUCCAAGAGCAACAAAAUAACCUCUCAAUCCAAUCCUGCCUAACCGUCGACGCCAUCCAACAUUAUCUCGAUCUUUUUCCGAAUUUCCAAGGUCAUUUCCCAUGGCUGCAUGUAUCGACCUUCGAUUUCCUGAACUCUUACGACGGCCUCGUCCUCGUCAUUAUCUGCAGUGGAGCAGUAUAUUCUGACCGUACUUCGCAAAAUCAGGUACGAGCAUUGAUGCAACGUGUGAAGCAAGGCAUCGAACGAACGUCAAAAAUCCUCCAGAAUUUGGAGCUGGGCAUACCACAGUCACAAUUCUCACCGUCGGGCAUCGAAUUCCAAGAGCUACAAGCGCUGACAAUCCUGCAAGGCUUGUUUGUCUGGCAUGGCGGCCCUGAAGACAGAGCACUUGCACGUGCUGAAAGUAAAAGAAUCAUGUACCUGGUCAGACAAUUCGAUAUGUUGACCCUGGCUGGCCCAAACGAUACUGUCGGCUACAGCUAUCUCCACAGUCUUCAACCUGGUGAAGAAGCUGAUCCUUCCCGGUGGGAUUGGCGUUCAUGGGUGGAACAAGAAAAGCGAUCCCGGUUGAUGUUCAUGGUCUUCUUGUGGGACGCCGCCAUGUGCAUAUAUUUCAAUGUUGCCCCACAAUUCUCUUCGGCUGAGAUCAAAUUGCCCCUUCCCUGUGACGAUGCUGCCUGGGAAGCUCAGGAUGCUGAGACUUGUGCGCAGGCUCUAGGCCUUCGAGGUCAAGUUGCACAGUCGCGGCUCAAUGUCACUGGCUCGCACCGGUUAAAACAAUUGGAGAUGCACCAUGCGAUGAGUGCCUUGCAUAGUACGUCAGUACUCAUGCACCCACGGACUACCAACAUCUAUUCCAAGUUCAUUCUGAUUCACGCAUUACACGCCGAGAUUUGGCAAGUCCAACGCCAACGUUCAUUCAUCAAUCCUACGGGGUCCCCUGGUGCUGGUGAGGAUUCGGCCAUGGACCAGUUUAUGAGCAUGUACAAUUCUAUCGAUCUGGCUCUUGCUCGAUGGAAGCAUUCUUGGGAUGAGGAUCUGGCGUUACAAUAUCCUCCGAAUGAUGGAUAUCACCAAUUUCCUAAACGCGCUGGCUUUUGUCGAGAUGGCGUCCAUUUCUACUGGCUUGCUCGUGCUUUUCUUCAACCUGAUCGAGCUCACGAUUGGCAAUUACCUGCGGACGCUCGCUUGCAGCAGACGCUACAUGGACUGAAAAAAGCCCGCGACUGGAGCCGAAGCGAUGGUGCUCAGAGAGGUGAAGAGCCCGGCAGUGUCGCAUGCAUUGACGACAACUACGCGCUAGCGAGCCCGGUACUAGACAUGCGAAAAUUGUUUCGUCCAUUGCGCAUGGUCUCUGAUGAUUCGCUGGCGUCUUCUCAAGAUCUCUGA
Molecule: messenger RNA, 2973 nt
Organism: Exophiala xenobiotica
Lineage: Eukaryota; Fungi; Ascomycota; Eurotiomycetes; Chaetothyriales; Herpotrichiellaceae
Exons: 2
Coding region: 1-2973 (990 amino acids)
Biological process (GO): regulation of transcription by RNA polymerase II; DNA-templated transcription
Cellular component (GO): chromatin
Molecular function (GO): zinc ion binding; RNA polymerase II cis-regulatory region sequence-specific DNA binding; DNA-binding transcription factor activity, RNA polymerase II-specific
Source: RefSeq, a predicted model, not a curated record